This is a messenger RNA of Nyctereutes procyonoides (raccoon dog), 1345 nucleotides long. It is a transcript of the gene CGREF1, whose product is annotated as cell growth regulator with EF-hand domain 1. Bases 348 to 1133 code for a protein of 261 amino acids. Gene Ontology annotation, molecular function: calcium ion binding. The record is from RefSeq and is a predicted model, not a curated record. The transcript has 6 exons. Lineage: Eukaryota; Metazoa; Chordata; Mammalia; Carnivora; Canidae.
GUCUGUCUCUGUCUCUCUCCGCGAGACACACACACACACACACACACACACACACACACACACGCACGCACGCUCACCCCCCGCGCCGGGACCGGGACCGCGGGGACGACGGCCGCCGGGGCUGCGGAAGGCGGCGGCCCUGCCCGCGCCCGCUGGCGCUGCGGACUCUGCCCGGGCCAGGGCGGCGGCCGGCCGGAGGGCGACGUGGAGCGGCCACGUGGAGCGGCCCGCGGGGGGGAGGACCCGGCGGCCGCGGCGAGCCGAGGCGCGGCCAGCGCACAGCCUCAGCCGCCGCGAAGCCAGACCCCAGCCCUCGCCGCGCCGCCGCAGUUCCAGUUCCAGCAAGGAUGCUGUUACCUUUGCCAGUGAGAAUGUUAGUGCUGCUGCUGCCCCUGAGCCAGGCCGCUCCCAAGGAUGGAACCGUGAGGCUGGACCCUGGAGUGCAGCAGCAGCCGCUGCCCAACCCCUUCCAGCCAGGCCAGGAGCAGCUUCGGCUUCUGCGGAACUACCUCCAGGGACUGGAGAAGAUGGAGAAGGAGCCAGAACACAUGACCCGGGAGCAGGUUCUCCUCUACCUCUUUGCCCUCCACGACUAUGACCAGAGUGGACAGUUGGAUGGCCUGGAGCUGUUGUCCAUGCUGACCGAAGCUCUGGCACCUGGAGCUGCUGAUUUUCCGAUCGCAAACCCGGUGAUCCUGGUAGUGGACGAGGUGCUUGAGAUGCAGGACCUGAAUGGGGACGGACUCAUGACCCCUGCAGAGCUCAUCAACUUCCCAGGAGAGGCCCCUCAGCACACGGAGCCCAGAGAGCCCCUGGAGCCACAAGAUGUUGGGAGGCAGUCCUUGUUAGCUAAAAGCCCAUCAAGGCAAGAGCUGCAGGAAGCCCUGGAUCCCAGAGAAGAUGGGGGAGGGGUGGAGGCCAAAAGGGAGUCCUCGGAGCCUGUACAGGAGGCUGGAGGACAGGCGGAGGCUGAAAGAGAAGCCCCAGGCCCCGGAGUAGAGGCUGGAGGACAGGUAGAGGCCAGGGACCUUGGAAAGGAAGCAGAGGAGCUUCCAGGGGAAACACUGGAGUCUAGGAACACCCCAAAUGAGGUUGAAGGUCACGUUAUUCAGCUGGAGAAUGAUGAGAUAUGAACCUUGACAACAGAGAUUCGCACCCCUAGAAGUCUCAGUACCAGAACACAAGCCCCAAAGAGUGGGGUGUGAAUGUUGGGACGAGGACCACCUCUUUGUCCGCUUCCUGGCCCCAGUAGUAGGGGCAGGUCUUUCUGUGCAGCUCAGGUAGACCCUAAGUUGAGGGGGCAGCUUUAGGGCCCAGACAACCAAUAAAGAACUGAAUGAACUCA